CUUCCUUCGUUCGUUUCUUCGUUUCCCACGCUCCCUGCCCGUCUCCACUCCGCUUCGCCCGGAUCCAUCCAACGCGGCCGUCCCGCGACGGAUUCCGCCGCACGGCCAAUCGGCCGCCACAACCCCGGGUUCUACCCAGAGAAGCAUGACACUGCCAUUCUUUUGAGUAACGGAAGCAGCAAUCAAGAAUGGCCUCGAGGGCAAUCAUUAGGAGACGGAAAUAUUAUCUGGAGCAUACUAAUGCACCUCUUUUAUUGCAUUCAUCUAAUUCCAUUUUUGGGCGAGGAACAUUUGGAUUUGAUGUUCAGCUCAGUACUGUAUGCCAUUUGUCGGAGCAGAACUCAGGAGAUUCUGACCGUGAGAAGGGGCUAUCUACCUUAAGGAAGAGAGACCAUUUGGGCCUUAGUAAUGGAUUCCUUUGGCGCCCAACUCUUGGUGCUUCUCUUGCCUCAUAUGAAUCUAAAGCACGGAAUUUGGGAUUCCCUUUGGGAGCCAGGUAUUUCCUGCAGCCAGUCCGCACAGCAUCAAAAACAGCUGGGCAGCCUAAAACUGGUGUUCUGAAUGAGCAGAGUGAGGACCAUAAGCAGCCAAAAAAGGAGGCAUCUCCAGAAGAGUGUGAUCAGGCAGUGGAAGGCUUAAGCACUGCAAAAGCAAAGGCGAAAGCUAAGCAGGUGCAGGAAGUUCAAAAGACUGACCAAUCAAUCAUACAGAAAUUCUGGGCAAGGCUUCUGGGUAUUGGUCCUGCUCUGCGUGUUGUUGCUGCAAUGAGCAGAGCGGACUGGGUUGUGAAGCUGAAGCAUUGGAAGGAAGAAUUCGUUUCUACACUGCAGCAUUAUUGGUUGGGCACUAAGCUACUGUGGGCAGAUGUUAGAAUUUCAUCAAGAUUGUUGGUGAAACUUGCUGGUGGAAAGAACCUUACAAGGAGAGAGAGGCAACAGCUUACACGCACAACAGCAGACAUGUUCAGACUGGUACCUUUCGCCGUGUUUAUCAUCAUUCCGUUCAUGGAGCUCUUACUGCCAGUGUUCCUCAAGCUAUUUCCAAACAUGUUGCCAUCCACUUUCCAGGACAAGAUGAAAGAGGAGGAGGCAUUAAAAAGGAAACUUAAAGCAAGGAUGGAGUAUGCAAAGUUCUUACAAGAAACAGCAAAAGAAAUGGCAAGAGAACUUCAAACAUCGCGUAGUGGGGAAAUGAAACAGACAGCUGAAGACCUGGAUGAGUUUUUGAACAAGGUCAGGAAAGGUGGACAUGUCUCCAAUGAAGAAAUUUUGAGCUUUGCAAAGCUAUUUAAUGAUGAACUGACUCUGGAUAACAUGAACAGAUCACGGUUAGUAAACAUGUGUAAAUAUAUGGGGAUUAAGCCUUUUGGUACGGAUCACUACUUGAGAUUCAUGCUUCGGAAGAAAUUACAAGACAUUAAGAAUGAUGAUACGAUGAUCCAGGCUGAGGGAGUGGAGUCUCUUUCUGAUGAAGAGCUCCGACAUGCUUGUCGCGAACGUGGCCACCUUGAUUUAUUAUCAAUAGAGGAGAUGCGCCAUCAGCUCAAAGACUGGUUGGAUUUAUCACUUAAUCGUUCUGUACCAUCAUCUCUUCUAAUUUUAUCAAGAGCUUUUACUGUGUCUGGAAAAAUGAAGCCUGAGGAGGCUGUUGUAGCAACGUUAUCUUCUUUGCCAGAUGAAGUUGUGGAUACAGUUGGAACAGUGUUGCCUUCUGAAGAUUCCGUCUCUGAAAGGAAGAGAAAAUUGGAAUUCCUUGAGAUGCAGGAAGAACUUAUCAAGGAGGAGGAGAAAAAGCAAGACAAAGAAGAAAAGGCAAAGCUAGACGAACCGCAGGCUACCAAAGAAGAUUUGGCUUUGAGGGAAAUGACUGAACCUACUGCUAGGGAAGAAGAGGAGCUAAAGAAAUCGAAAGAACAUGAGAAGGACCACCUUUGUGAUAUCAGUCAAGCAUUGGCUGUGCUUGCAUCUGCUUCUUCUGUUACCAAGGAGCGUGAAGAGUUUCUUAGUCUUGUCAAUAAAGAGAUAGAACUAUAUAAUACCAUGCUGGAAAAGGAGGGCACAGAGGAUGAAGAAGAGGCUAGGAGAGCAUAUAGGGUGGCCAGGGAGGAAUCAGACCAUGCUGCAGAGGUAGUUGCAGGAGAAAAGGUUUCUUCGGCAUUAAUAGAGAAGGUUGAUGCUAUGCUUCAGAAAUUAGAAAAGGAGAUUGAUGAUGUUGAUGCUCGAAUAGGAAACCGCUGGCAGCUGCUUGAUAGGGACCGUGAUGGCAUAGUAACUCCUGAAGAGGUAGCAGCAGCUGCAGACUAUCUCAAAGACACCAUGGGGAAGGAGGAAGGUGUCCAAGAGCUUAUCAGCAAUCUUUCCAAAGAUAGAGAAGGGAAUAUCCUUGUGGAAGACAUUAAGAAUCUGGCAUCGCAGACGGAGGAGAGCAAUGAACAGAAAGAGACGGCGCGAAGAUAGGUGGAAGAAUAACCACCAUGGCACCAUCUCGUGCAUGUUGACAUCAGCAGCUCCAUUCUUUUCCCAGUUUUAGUGUGGAUAUUGUCUGGAGGCAGGAUGGUCAUCCUUUUUGCUGCGACCUGCUGCGGUGGAGCGCGCUGUGAUAUUUUUCAUAAGCAUGAAUAAGUCGUUGUGGCGACAUUGCGUAUAGAUUAGCCCCUGCUGAUGCCGAUCAUUAGUCAGCUGAACAGCAACUGAUAAUUCAGCCUGCUGCCAUUCAAAUGUACCCAGUGAUUGGCAGAAUGAAACGAUAAAUCCA
Lolium perenne is the source of this 2754-nucleotide messenger RNA. RefSeq lists its product as uncharacterized. The record is from RefSeq and is a predicted model, not a curated record. NCBI's taxonomy places the organism in Eukaryota, Viridiplantae, Streptophyta, Magnoliopsida, Poales, Poaceae. Gene Ontology annotation, molecular function: ribosome binding; calcium ion binding. Gene Ontology annotation, cellular component: mitochondrial inner membrane. Gene Ontology annotation, biological process: intracellular monoatomic cation homeostasis.